GUCGACCGUAUGCUCGACCGAUGCGACGAAACAGCAAGAUAUACGAGCCGGUCCGUCCUCUGCCGGCUACGCAGCUUCGGCCAAGACGGUUAUAAGAAGCCGUUCGCUUUCGUAUCCCGUUGCACGGUGAAGGCGUACCGGCGUCUCUGGAAGCGUUGUAUAGCAUUCGUGUUCCGGAGCCACCGGCUUGCGGCAGCGCCGCGGCCAGACUACACGGGCGUCACGGACGUGCCGCUACGGGGCGAGGUGCUCCGUCGGGCGGGAGACCUCUGGGAGCAUAGGCUUUGGGACCUUGUCGACGCGUCGUCUGGCCGAUGGUCCAGCAGCACCAUGCAGCACUGUACCAACCAAGACCUUCCUGCUGGCGAUGGUAACGACAACAGCGGAGACGACUCGGGCCUCGAAGACAACUCAGACCUCGAAGACAACUCGGACCUCGAAGACAACUCGGAGUUCGAAGACAACUCGGAGUUCGAAGACAACUCGGAGUUCGAAGACAACUCGGACCGCACACACGGCUGGGACCUGGAAGAUGACUCUGACCUGAAGGACAGCGCAUAUAGGAGCGGCUCUGAUGACGAAUGCGACAACGCGCCUGCUAGCGACGAGCCGCUGGGGGGUAGACGGCCGGGCGGCAGGGACUUGUCGGUGGAGACCGCGCUCGAGGAGGUGGGAUCCAAAAAGGGUGCCUCUUAG
This is a messenger RNA of Parathielavia appendiculata, 696 nucleotides long. RefSeq lists its product as uncharacterized. Bases 331 to 696 code for a protein of 121 amino acids. NCBI's taxonomy places the organism in Eukaryota, Fungi, Ascomycota, Sordariomycetes, Sordariales, Chaetomiaceae. The record is from RefSeq and is a predicted model, not a curated record. The transcript has 2 exons.